AUGGUGCGUGGUGCGGGUCGUGGUGGCCGUGGAAUGCCAGGCAGAGGUGGAAUGGGACGGCCACCAUUUAAUAGACCCCGGGUAAUGUUGCGACCGCCAUUUGACCUGAUAUUGGCUGAACCGGCAUUCCCUCGAUGCAAACCUGCCCCCGACGAUUCUGCUCUUACUCAGGCUCUUCUGAAAAGACAUGCAGAGUUGUGCCCGACACCGGCAGAGCAGUCUGCUGUGCUCAGCUUGGUCACAAAACUACAGACUGUCCUGGACAAUCUGGUAGUUGCUCCGGGAGACUUUGCAGCAUGUCAGUUAGAAGAAGUUCGUCAGGUUGGUUCAUACAAGAAGGGUACUAUGAUGGCAGGGAAGAAUGUAGCUGAUAUUGUAGUUAUCAUGAAGACUUUACCCACUAAGGAGGCUGUUGAGGGACUCUCUAACAAGGUUAACGAAGAACUAAAUAAACUGAUGCGUGCUGACGGUGGUGGUACUGUUACGUCGGCGUGCCACGAGCGAGGGUUCACUGUAACAGCAACUUCGGCAGCCGUCAGGGUGCUGGUCACAACCCUACAUCAGAACUUGAGGAAAUUGGAGCCUGAGAAUGGCAAAGUUAUAAAAUCUACACUUUGGUUUAACCAGGUCCAUUUGGACUACAAAGUCAUCAGCAGCCACUUAGCAGCCAUCCGUCACAGUCGCUGGUUCGAGGAGAAUGCUCAUCAUUCGUCUAUCAAGGUAUUAAUACGUCUGCUGCGUGACAUGUGUUCGCGUCACUCGGGACUUGAACCGCUGACACCUUGGAUGAUAGACCUGCUGGCACACCACUGCAUCAUGAAUAACCCUGCACGACAAGCACUCCCAAUCAACGUUGCAUUUAGGCGCGCGCUAUCGUUAUUGGCGGGAGGGUUGUUCCUGCCGGGCUGUGCGGGGCUGGCGGACCCUUGCGAGGCGGCUCAUGCUCGAGCACACACCGCUCUAGACCUGGCCGUGCUGGACUUGGCCGCAGCUACAGCACAAACUCUACUCCGUGUGGUUGCACGCGGUGGUCACCGCUACGUGCUGGGGCUGCAGGCCUUCGAAGGAGGCAAGGAUAUCUCCACUGAGAUCACCGUUUGGGACGGAGUGGUGGUAUCUCCACUCGCUCCAGCUUACACUGAGACUCCAGAGCCUAUGGACACUGACGAUAAAGAAGAUGAUGUCCAAGAUGGCGUCGCUGCUUAA
Molecule: messenger RNA, 1206 nt
Organism: Arctia plantaginis
Lineage: Eukaryota; Metazoa; Arthropoda; Insecta; Lepidoptera; Erebidae
Source: the annotation of a GenBank genome assembly